Molecule: messenger RNA, 1526 nt
Organism: Polyodon spathula (Mississippi paddlefish)
Lineage: Eukaryota; Metazoa; Chordata; Actinopteri; Acipenseriformes; Polyodontidae
Product: multidrug and toxin extrusion protein 1-like
Exons: 13
Coding region: 1-1278 (425 amino acids)
Biological process (GO): xenobiotic detoxification by transmembrane export across the plasma membrane
Cellular component (GO): membrane
Molecular function (GO): antiporter activity; xenobiotic transmembrane transporter activity
Source: RefSeq, a predicted model, not a curated record
AUGAGGGCAACAUUUAUUUACCAGUUACAAGGUCGCUAUCUGCAGAAUCAGGGUAUAAUCUGGCCUCAAGUAAUCACUGGUGCAAUUGGGAAUGUUAUAAAUGCGCUCAUAAACUACAUCUUUUUGUAUGUGCUGGACCUGGGAGUGGCGGGCUCUGCGGGGGCCAACGUAAUAUCUCAGUUCAUUCUAAUGGUUCUUCUGUUUGGCUACAUCCACUGGAAGAAGCUACAUAAAGACACCUGGGCCGGCUGGACUACAGAAUGCCUGCAGGAAUGGGGGGACUUUGUGCGCCUGGCAAUCCCCAGCAUGCUCAUGCUCUGUAUAGAGUGGUGGACCUACGAGAUCGGAGGCUUCCUCGCAGGUCUGAUCAGCGAAGUGGAACUCGGGGCUCAGUCUGUCAUCUACGAGCUGUCUUUCAUUGCCUACAUGGUCCCUUUAGGCAUCAGCGUGGCGGCCAGUGUGCGCGUGGGAAACGCUCUGGGUGCUGGGAACACAGAAGAGGCCAAGACCACCAGCAAAGUGGCCAUGAUGGGUGCAGGUGUGUUUGUGGUGCCUUCGGCUAUAAUAAUUGCAUCUUUGAAGGACUUGGUCGGUUACAUCUUCACCACGGAAGUAGAGAUCAUUGACUUGGUUUCAAAAGUCAUGGUUCUGUUCGCUCCAUUACACCUCUUCGAUGGGCUUGUGGCUGUCUCCGGGGGUAUUGUGAGAGGAGUCGGCCGGCAGAAGUUCGGAGCCAUCUGUAAUUUGGUCGGAUACUAUGUAGUGGGGUUACCUGUAGGAGUCUCAUUAAUGUUCGCUAUGCAUAUGGGAAUCGUUGGUCUGUGGUCAGGCAUGCUAUUGUCCAUGGCUAUGCAGGCAGUCUCCUUCAAUAUCUUCAUUGUGAAACUGGACUGGAAGAAGGCCACACAGGAGGCCCUGGUCCGAGCUGGGGUGCAGACCCUGACAGACGGCAGAGAGAACGAGGUUCAUUUGAACCCGAUUGACAGUGCGAACUCCUCCCCAGACUCCAAGGCUCAGGAGGAGAUAGCAAUGGAGGACCUGAGUCCCAGCCACACUGAUACGGAGGGGCUGGGGGACAGCAGAGCGGAAGGGUCGAUGAGUCCGGUGGGGGGGGUCCUGUCCCUCAAGCAGCUGGUCCUGCGCAGGGGGCUGGCUGUGAUCGGGGGGCUCCUCAUCCUGGCCGCGGGGAUCUUCAUCAACGUUACUCUCACCGAGUUCACAUUGCACUCCAACAGCACGGUGUUGCCAGACACAGUCAGCAACACAACACACUUCUAGCACGACAAAGAAACUCCCUUUUAUUAACAGACUGCACACCCUGAAAAGAACAAAACUAUAGACAUCCUGCCUGGCGGAGGUAGAGCACAGAGAAGCUUUAGAACAGCCUCCCUCUGCUCUGUACUGGUGGCUCUUGUACUCUCUUAACAGCCUCCCUCUGCUUGUACUGGUGGCUCUUGUACACUCUUACCAGCUAAUAAAAUAAAGGAGUUUUGAGGAGUGGGGUACAAACAGAAACCAAUGUGUUC